Molecule: messenger RNA, 6802 nt
Organism: Cottoperca gobio
Lineage: Eukaryota; Metazoa; Chordata; Actinopteri; Perciformes; Bovichtidae
Gene: mrc2
Product: mannose receptor, C-type 2
Source: RefSeq, a predicted model, not a curated record
GGCAGACGGAGCUCUAGCGGUCAAACUCUCCACCAACUCUGCAUCCCCCGUCCUCGGAGUGAGACACUGGGGCAGUUGCUCCGGCUUCGCUUUUUUUUCCUGGGUUAUUUUUUUUGCAGCGUGUGCGUGCGUGCGUGUGCGUGCGUGCGUGCGUGUGUGUGUGUGUGUGUGUGUGUGUGGUAGUUGUGAGCAUGCAAGGCAACGACCGUCACCGAAACAAGGAAUCAAGGAGAACAUGGACAAAUCGGCAACUUACAUUUUACAAAUGCACUUUAUAUUUAUUGAUCUUUAGUCUGGAACUGAAGAGGAGCGUCACGGCGCCGCUGGACUCUGAUGAGUUCGCAUUCUUCCAUGAGGGCGCUCAGGGGUGCCUGGGGGUGCGGGAUCACUCCCUCGUCUUGUCAACAUCCUGCGAGGAAGACAACCAGCGAUGGAAGUGGGUGACCCGGGGUCGCCUGUUCAACCUGGGCUCCUCGCUGUGCCUGGGCGUGACCACCGGUAACGUCACCUCCAGAUCGGACAGGUCUCCUCUGGGCGUGUACACGUGUGACCGCGAGCCCCCCAGGAUACGCUGGACCUGGAACUGUGGCCAGGUGUUGGACAACCUCAACAACUACCUUCCCUCACCCUCGCUUUGGAACUCCUCCUCAACGGCCCCCAUUUCAAAGAUCAAAUGGACACUGCAUGGUGGUGUGCAGGACUUGUGCUCUAAAACAUAUCGUGAGAUCUACACAAUCCAGGGGAACUCUCACGGCCGGCCCUGCUAUCUACCCUUCCUGUACGACGGCCAGUGGUUCCACAACUGCACCAGUAUCGGGCGUGAGGACAAUCACCUGUGGUGUGCCACCACCCACGACUACGGCAAAGACGAGCGUUGGGGCUUCUGUCCUGUAAAGAGCAGUGGCUGUGAGACUUUCUGGGAUACUGACCCGCUGACAGACAGCUGUUACCAGUUUAACUUUCAGGCUACGCUGUCAUGGAGCGAGGCUCGGAUCAGUUGCCAGCAGCAGGAUGCAGAUUUGCUCAGCAUCACCAAGCUGCAUGAGCAGACAUACAUCAACGGUUUACUGACGGGCUACAGUGCAGCUUUGUGGAUCGGCCUCAAUGACCUGGACAUCAAUGGCGGCUGGCAAUGGGCCGACUCUUCACCACUCAAAUAUCUCAACUGGGAGUCAGACCAGCCAAACCAUGCUGAUGAGGAGAACUGCGCUGUCAUAAGAACUGAGUCAUCGGGUCGUUGGCAAAACCGCGAUUGUUCUGUCGCUCUGCCAUAUGUGUGUAAGAAGAGGCCCAACGCCACCCUGGACCCCUUCACUACGGACUCGUGGGCAGAUGAUGAGAAGUAUGAUUGUGAUGUGGGCUGGCAGGCCUUCCAGGCUGGCUGCUACAAGCUGACUUCAGACAAGAUUGACUGGGAUACAGCUCAGAAAACCUGUCAGAGGAUGGAGGCCAACCUGGUCAGCGUCCACACCCUACCUGAGCUAGAGUUCAUCAUACGCAACCUGAAGAAAGACAUCGACCAGCUUUGGAUAGGGCUCCAUGACACUAAUAUGCAAAUGGACUUCCAAUGGACUGACCACACGCCCGUCAUCUUCACCUACUGGCACCCCUUUGAACCCAACAACUUCCGCAACACCCUAGAAGAUUGCGUCUCCAUCUGGGGAGCUGAGGGCCGCUGGGAUGACAGCCCCUGUAAUCUGACUCUGGCCUCCAUCUGUAAGAAACCGGGAACAAAGAGUGAAGGGAAGCCGCGGCACCGAGACUGCAAACAAGGCUGGAAAUGGCACAGUCCAGCUUGUUACUGGGUGGGAGAAGAUCUGUCUUCCUUUGAAGAGGCCAGUAAGUCCUGUGAGGACCAAGGAGCCACCCUUGUUACCAUUACCAAUCGGUUUGAGCAGGCCUUCGCCAACAGCCUGGUGUUAGGUCGCUCUGGUGAUUCCUUCUGGAUCGGCCUCCAUGACCAGGGCAACCCCGGCUCUUUCCACUGGCUGAGCGGGGAUGAAGUGUCCUACACCAACUGGAAUCGCGACCAGCCAGUCAACGUUCACGGCGGCUGCGUUUCCAUGGCAAUGGGCUUCGCAACAGGUCUGUGGGAGGUGAGGGAGUGUGCGUCAUCGAAGGCGAAAUUCAUCUGCCGUCAGAACCAGGAUGCGUCUCUGAGCCCCGAGCUGCCCGUCCCUCAGCCCACCCCGAGCCUCAGCGGCUCCUGUCCCAGCGGCUGGAAGAGCAACAGCAACCUGCGCUACUGUUACAAGGUGUUUCAUUCCUCCCAGCUGGAGAAGAAGCUGAGCUGGCUGCAGGCUCAUCUAACCUGCCGGACACACGGAGCCAACCUGCUGAGCAUCAGCAUCCCUGAGGAGGAGCACUUUGUUCUGCAGGUCCUCCAUGAGAUCUUUGGGGAGUCAGAGGAUGAGCAGCACUGGUUUUGGAUUGGAUUGAAUCGCAGAAACCCAAUGGACAACGGCAGCUGGAAGUGGAGUGAUGGACUGGCUUUCACGUACCAGAACUUCGGCCGCUACUACUACAACGUCCGGCAAUGUGCUGCAGCAGACUUGGGCACUAUGACCUGGCUGGCCAUGCACUGUGACUCUGAGUUAGACUGGAUCUGCAAGAUCCCCAGAGGUAGUGUUGAGAAGGAGCCAGACGUCUCUGAAGGCACCACUUCCCCAGAGUGGAUUGGCUUCCAGGAGGCUGAAUAUAAAUUUUUUGACCACCGCAGCACUUGGGACCAGGCCCAGAGGAUUUGCUCUUGGUUUGAUUCCUCGCUGGCCUCGGUUCACUCAGCUGAGGAAGAAGCUUUCCUGGCCAACACUUUAAGCAAGAUGGUGAAGGCCGAGGGUGACAACUGGUGGCUGGGGCUUCACACCUUCGAUAACGAUGGCCGUUUCCGCUGGUCUGACCACUCGGUGCUCAAUUAUGUGUCCUGGGCCCUCGGGAGGCCGCUUCCAGUCAGCCGUGACCGCAGAUGUGUCCACAUGGUCGCCAACAAAGCUGAUUGGGCUGAUCAGAAGUGCCACUCUGACCUGCCGUACAUCUGUAAGAGAGUGAAUGUCACAGGUACUAUUCCUCCAACUCCAUCAACCCCCCACCCACCUGCAGGCUGCCCUGAUGGAUGGUCUUCCUAUCAACACAAGUGUUUCAGAGUAUUUGAUCAGACAAACCGCCUCACAUGGUCUGCAGCCAAGUUGAAAUGUGAAACGCAGGCGGGUGUACUGGCAGUGGUGUCCAAUCAUUUGGAGCAAGCCUUCGUCACCACCCUGCUUCAAAAUGCCAGUGUUGACCUUUGGGUGGGUCUGACUUCAGACUCUAAAGGUCAUUUCCAGUGGGCCAAGCCGGGCCUACUCAGCUACACCAACUGGGCUCCUGGAGAGCCACUGGACAACAGCGGACCACACCACAACAAGACCCCGGGAAACUGUGUGGUGAUGAUUCAUGGGAGCCCUCAGAAGAACACUGGCAUGUGGGCCUCCCGAGCCUGUGAGAUGGAAAGUAAUGGCUUCAUCUGUCAAAGGAAACAAGACUCCGGUCUCCCCCCGGCCCCAGCUCUUCUCCCCGCCUCCCUGUCAAAGCCUUUUGAGCUGGGCGGAGCGACUUACCGGGUUGUGGAGAAGCGUCUGGACUGGACCGGCGCGCUGCACCUCUGUGAAUCUUUGAAUGGGACCCUGGCCAUGGCGAAGGAUCCCUACCAGCAGGCUUACCUUACACUGCUGAUUAACAGCCUGCGCCGGCCGGCCUGGAUCGGUCUCUACAAUUAUGGAGGACGGAGCUUCACCUGGCUGGGUGAAGAAGAAGUGUCGUAUUCAAACUGGAAAGAUGGGGAGCCGCAUCAGAUGGCUGGAUGCGGUCACAUGACCACUACUGGGCAGUGGACUAUGACUCCCUGUGACGCCAAACUGGAGGCUGCUAUCUGUCAAAUUAGUGAUGAGCCUGUGCUUCACGAGUGGAUCUUCCCCGGCCAGUGCCCCCACUCUCUGGGAGACUGGGCGUGGGUGCCUUUCAGAAACCACUGUUAUGCCUUUAACCUGCAAAGUGUUAGACUGCAGCAGGAUGCACGAACAUCCUGUAAAAAAGUGGGAGCUGAACUUCUCUCAAUCCUGGACGAGACAGAGAACGGAUUUGUGUGGGAACACAUCCAGAGCUAUGCAGAGCAGGCACAUGGAGCUUGGCUGGGCAUCAGUGUGAAAGGUAGAGGUCUAGUGUGGAGCGAGGACACAGAAAUGUCGUACACCAACUGGGAAGCGCACGAAGUCGCCUUCUCUGUUCUGUCUCCAAACUCCUGCUUCUGGAUCCAGAGCAACAGCGGCCUGUGGAAGCCGGGCUCCUGCAGAAAUCGCACACAUGGAGUCAUCUGCAAACUGCCUCGCGCUGCUGAAACGUCAGCUGUCACAUUGGAAAGCGACCACCUGCCCACUCUGAUCGUUGUCAUGGUGUCCGCCCUGGUGCUGGUGGUGUUGAUCGUCGGCGUGAUCUACUUGUACCGCCGGCGAACUGUUGGGUCCCGGGGGUCCUACGAAGGGGCCCGCUACAGCCGCACCAACUCCAGCCUCGCUGAGCAGGUCGAGAAGAACAUCCUGGUGUCUGACAUGGAGCUGAACGAGCAGGCAGAGUAGCACCCGGAGCCGACGUGACACAGGAGAGGCUGAUUUCAACGUGCUGACUGUCGACUGAUGUUUUUGUUGUCUCUUUUGAAACCAAAAAGAAUCAUUUUAAAGUACUGAGGGGCUGUGUAGAGCACAGCAGAUGUUUAAUUUCAAAUUGAAUCCCCGCCUUCUCAAUCCUCUUUUGCCAAGAUUUAACAGUUCUAGCAAAUUCUCUCCAGACAAAUCAGAUCCUUCCAAAUGUACAGCUUUUCCCCAAAAGCGUUCAUGAAGGCCAAGGAUGGAUCUCCUGGGAGUUUUGUUUUACAGCCGGAUAAUUCAUCAUAAAUCGUUUCUUUAUGAAAUAACUCCUCGCUCUCUGCCCGGGUGCCAAUGUCAAGUUUUGUUUGGUGUAUAUUUCCUUUGUUGUUCCCAUUUUGAUUGAAAGACUCACAAAGCAAAAAAAAGUACAAUCACAGUCACAGAUCGACUCUUAACUAAAACCUUUUGUCUCCUUGUGUCCUCUGCACACGCAGUCACAGUCUUCUUUAGGACCAAAUUCACUUUUUACAUUUUUUCCUUAUUUUCUGUUUUGCCUUGACAGUAUUUACCUGAACUUGAGGUGUUUUUGUUGUUGUUGUUGCUGCAUUCAUGUCCUUCCCCUUGAUUUGACAUUAUGUGUGCAGCUGUAGAAACUGUUACUGAUGAUGCAUGUGUGGUUUUUUGUGAGUCUGCCUCUCACCUCCUUUCUGAUGUGACACGUCAGCACCAGCUGUCAGAAGAGGAGGAAGAAGUCCAAAUGUGAAUGUGUGGAGGGUGACAGGGAGCAUCGUUAGUGGUGACCGUCUGAGGGCAGUACACUAGAAUUAUGCACAUUACUAAUGCUAAGUUCUGAGUACUGAAAGCUGGUCUUUAAGUUGACUAUGUGAUCGGACUUUCAGCUUCCAUGGCUCAAUGUACAUUUUGGCACUUUCUACUAUUACCUUGAGUUAAUUCAUCCACUUGCCUUUAGUCGUUUUUCUUAAGGCAUGGUUGCUGUCCUGUGAUUCCAAACUUUGGUUUGUUUUGGCUUUUCACGCCGCCAUCUGGUGCUGAUUCAGCAGUUUUUUAAGGGCAGUGUUUCUCUUUGUAUGCACCAUGAAAAAGGGUUUGAUAUUUGUCUGAUUCAUAUUUGUACGGUUCACUUCUUUGUAUGUGCUAUCUCUUGGAUAUUUUUCACUAUUUCUCUUUGUAAUGAUGCCGGUUUCAUUAUGUGUUUUGACUUAAAUACGACUGAAGAUAUUUGGAAACUUUCCUACUUUUAUGGGAUAAUUGCCAACACAUGAACCUCUCGUUCCCCCACAAAGAAAAACAUCCCUCACGUGAAUGACACCAUUGUAUAUAUGAGAGCCAAAGAAUGUUUUUUUAAAGUGAAUUCACAAUUUCCGUAAAAGAAAACCUCCUUCCGUUCUUUUUCUACGUCAUUUUAAGGUUUCAUACAUUUGCGCAAUGACCGAGUUCAUUUGCCUCCUCAAACAUUUUUUCUUUUCCCCUCAGCUCUUGCCUCUGAGUGCAUUUCUGUCUUUCUGCUUGCAGGAACGCUUUGGAGCCAUUUCAAUCCAAGGCUUUUGGUGUCUGAAAAAAACACAGCUUUUUAUGCUCUGUGAGUUGGACUAAGAUAGAGGGGGAAGGGAGGAGGAAGAAGUGAGUGUGUGUGUGUGUGUGUGUGUGAGUGUGUGUGUGUGUGUGUGUGUGUGAGAGAGAGAGAGAGAGAGAGAGAGAGAGAGAGAGAGAGAGAGAGAGAGAGAGAGAGAGAGAGAGAGAGUGUGCAGUCUCCAGCUGUGGAAUGUUGAGUCGGCAAGAAGAGCUCAGUGGCACGUCUGGAACCAAUCAGAGAAGGAGGGCUCAGGGACAUGAAGGGUCAGAAAGAAGAUUGAAAAAAGGAAAACUACACGAAGGAGAAAAAGGGGGGAAAAGGAGGACUGUGAGGAGGAGUCGGGGAUGUAGGGAGAGAGCAAGGCAGGGAAGGAGGAGUGUAAAGGGUGCAGUGGUUUGUCCCAGCCUCAGCCCGGCCUCUGCUGGUGGUUUUACUGCACAGAUUUGUCUUUAUUUGCAGAAUGAUGUGAACUGAUUGACCCCCUCGAUGCUAGCCGGCUCUUGUCCCUGUGAAGAUUAGCUGAAGCACCUGUUUGCAAACGUUUAUUGUUGCAUUUUUAUAUGAAAUGAAUAAAGUCUAUGUUCUCAAA